AUGAAAGCUGAGAGAGGUCUCAGCAUCAACAAUCCGAACGAAUCCUGGCUGGAAAGCAAGGGAACGUGGUUUACCUAUGUAUUGCUCAUUAUAAUCGGCCAUUUGGUAAUUUUGAGCGUGCCUUUUUUCGAUACCCCGACAGCAUGGACCCUUACAAAUAUGUUCCAUAAUUUGGUAAGAUUACAAAUUCGUAGUGUUUAAUUUACCGCCUAUUUUUUCGAUCAAUUUUGUCUUGACUGGGAAAUCUGAUUUGGCUUUUGUAUCAGCUGUUGGUUUAAAAUAGUAAUUUAUUUGAUGUAAAAGAAGGUAUGUUUAGAUUGAUCAAGUUAAUUUGUCCCGAAAAACGGUUGUUAAUUUAGUGUAUAAAUUGUGAUUGUCGUAGUAUUUAUGUUUGAUUACCUUAUUAUUUCGCUGUUCAAUAUUACUGCUGGUCUGGUACUCAUUCAAGAACCAAUGUAGCUUAUUUUGGAGUAAGCUACAAUUUAACAGUUGCGCAAAAAUUUACAUUUGAGUACCUGCAACUACAAUCCAAACUACACGUAUGUCGUACUGGUGGUUCCCCCUGGUUUUUCUGAUUAUUGAGGAGCUUGCAGUUUAGUUUUGAUUGUUUUGAAUCAUACAGAAUAUCUGAAAGGUUUAUAAAAAUGUGCUAGUGUAACUUCUUUUGCAAUGAGAUGCAUUGAAUUGGUUAGUUUAGUAUAAAGAGGUGUUAGGUAUAAAUUUCAGUAUACAUUUAAUAUGUAUUGACACUAGUCAUCUCUUAUUAAUUGCUUGUCAUGCUGUCACUGUGUUAUUACGGUGAUAAAACCAUUUUGAAUACAGUGAAACCUCAAUAAAACAAAGUGCUAAGGGGUUUGCAAAAUUUGUUUCCUACAAUGAGGUUUCAUUAUACCAAGGUACUUUUGCAUAUAAUAAAUUUUACAAUAAUUGGGGUAAAGAAAAUCAUUCGUUAUACCGGGGACUUUGUUAUACAGAGGUUCGUUAUAUGAAGGUUCCACUGUAACAUGGUUAUUUAUUAAUAUUAUGGCUGACAAAUAAUUAGUCCUUAAUUUUGGUGCAAAGUCUCAGCGUUAAGUUAUAAUUUACCUAUGAAAAAAUGCCAUAUUUCCAUGGUAACAUUUCCUGUAUUUCAAGCCAGUUGGUUCCAAAGGCUGAGUUGUUCAAAGGAAGAUAAAUGCAAAUCCAGUUUAGUUAACAUGACCAUAGCAUGCGAAAACAUCCAUUUCUCCGCGCUCUUCGAUGCUGGGACGUUUCACGCGGAGGAACAUCUGCGACUCAGCGACAGAAAUUCCAUACUGAUGACGCAAAUCAAUGUUUACAUAAUAAACCCGGUAGUCAUGGGGUUCCAAGUAUAAAUUUGUCGCAUUUUACGAGCGUUAUAGUGUUGUGUUCAUCUGCCAACGAGCUCCAGCAAAACUCAAAUGCUUCUUCUAGAAAAGACUAUAUUCCACAAAUAUUGACUGUUGUGCUACAGAUUCUUUGUGUUUACAUUUGACCUUUGUGGCCUUUUGUCUUUUGUCUGUCAUUCGUAAACAAUAGCUAAAACAAUGUAACUACUCCUUGGACCAAUCAGCGCUUCUGACCAGAUUCCGGACAUAUUUUACGUCAACAGUAUGGAAUUUCUGUCACUGAGUCGCAGACGUUCUCUGCGCGAAACAUCCCCAGCGGCGAAGAGCGUGGAGAAAUGGAUGUUUUCGCAGGCUAACAUGACCACUCAGAUGUUCUCUUUAUAGUUAACCCAGGAUUAUUGUUAACCAGGCUUGGGAAAACUUGGGUCAGGUUCUUAGAUGCUAUGAUUGAAAUGUCAGGGUAUCAGAAUUAGAUGUCAGAAUAGUUCAUCCCUUCAAAGGUCAAAUAGCCUUCUAUGCAGCCCAUAGGCAACUGCAUGAUCUCAGCAAUAAGGUUGCCCUCUCUUUGCAACCUUUUUUGUGACCAAAGAAUUGGCGCCAGGCCUAAAGCUGAUAGAAAUUAUUAAGCUGAGUGUUGUAGGUCCGCAUUACAUAAUUCUUAUCUGAACUGUGUGACGCACAUUAUGUUGACUACUUGGGUCUCUAAUGACUUUCAAAAACUUAAAAAUGAGUUCAAGCAAAAAGCUCCAAGAUGGGGGAAUUAUUUUUGAAACCAAUUUUAUUUAGCCAUUAGAAAAGGUGAUCAAAAUUUGUUAGAUUGGUAAUUUUCCUUGUGUCCUUGUUCGUACAAGAAGUACAACGUAAAUUAAGCUCAGCUCUCUGCUGGGGUUUUAUCCCUGGUAAACUAGGUUCAAGACUGGUUUAAGCUGACAUUGAAUUCAACAUACAACAUAGGUGUUGUACAUAACUUUUUUAAACCAACUGAAAAAGAAUGAAAGAUAUUCUUGUAUUCAUAUAUAUAUGUUAAAGAUCAGUAAAAAGGCUAUAGUCUUUAGGCCUAUAGUCAUUGACAUAGGAGACAGGAUAGCCUGCGAAUACAGCUGUUUCUCCUUGCUCCUCGUUGCUAAGGUCGUUUCACCAGAAGGAUCAUCUGCAACUCAGCAACAGAAAUUCCAUACUGAUGAUGUAAAUCAAUGUUUACAUAAUAAACCUGGUAGUCAUGGGGUUUCUAAUGUAAAUUUGUUUGAUUUUAUGUUUCUUCUGGUUGAUUAUGGUUAAGUUUUGUGAUCUUUCGCGAACAAGCUCCAGCAAAACUCAAAUGCUUUUUCUAAAGGAGAAUAUAUUCCUAGAAUAUAUUGUAGGAAUAUUCAGAGAGAUUCAUCACGUUUACAUUUGAACUUUGUGACAUUUUGUCUUUUGUCUUUCAUUUGUAAACAAUAGGUAAAACAAAAUAACUACUAAGUUGACCAAUCAGAGCUCCUGACAAGUUUCCAGGCAGAUUUUACGUCAUCAGUAUGGAGUUUCUGUUGCUGAGUCGCAGAAAUUUCUCCUGGUGAAACGUCCCUGACAGUGAGGAGUUAGGAGAAACAGGUGUAUUUGCAGGCUAAAGACAGGAUGGGUGUUUAGAAGGUGAACAAAUCUGAAGCUGGUCCACUUCAUAUAGACCUCAGGCUCUGGAGUUAUUUUCAGGAGUGGACACAGGAAUGAUUUAUCAAUUACAUGUGAAUCAAAAAUUUCACAUAAUCUCUUGCUCUUUUUUGCAGAGUAUGUUUAUUUUUCUUCAUUACCUGAAAGGAACACCAUUUCAAACAGCUGAUCAAGGCAAGGCGAGAAGACUUACUCACUGGGAACAGCUCAACCAUGGCGAACAAUUUACAGAAACAAGAAAAUUCUUCACACUUGUGCCUAUCUUCCUGUAAGUUUCUAUACCAAUCUUGCUAAAAGAGCUUCUUGUUUCUUGAAAACCUUUCCUUAUAUAUCUAAAUAAUAAUAUUAUUGUAGAGUUUGUUAUUGUGAUUUGACUAUUUUAUCAGAAUUGGGAUAAAGUGGCAGCUUAGCUUUGGCAGUAGUGUGUCCUACUUCAGAUGUCUGCCACAAGUUAAUUGAGUAAAACAAAAAUGUGUUGAAACAAUAGUAAUGAUUCUUUUGCAAAUCACUUCAAGGCCAUUCCCCUUUGUCACUCUGUACUUUGUUUUUCUUUUUUACAUACAAUCAUCUGUCACAGUGUAGGAUUUUAUCUGUUUAUGUGAGUGUGAGAAUGUGAAGGGUGAUAAACACCCACAGCAUGUACCACUCAAUAGUUUUCAAAAACGCAGAAGGAUUCCUUGUAGCAAUUAUUGUAGUAAUGUCAAAACCAUUCCUUUCCCCUUCCUUUAAUAGUCAGUAAUAAUUAUUGCUGCCGCACGGGCAAGCCCGAAGCGAACAAGCACGGCAACAGACAUAAUCCAUCACAGGGGAAAAAAUUUAAAUUUCUACCCACAAUGCAUGUGAAUUUCUUAACCACAAUGCAACAGUUUUUUACCACAAUUUCUUGCAUGCCUUUAUAUACCAAACUUUGGUGCAUGAAGUUGGUUGAGGUUGGUUGAAUCCUCUUUAUGAUGAAUUUCUCUUUUACAUUAUGUUGUCAUAGAGCAUUUUGAUAACCUUUAAAGCAGCUUCCAGUAAUUGUUUAUAUCUUUUCUUCAUUGUAUAGUAAGAUAUUAUCAGAGAAAUAAAUGAUCAAAUUGUGUUGGAAAUGUAAAUGGAACGCUUCGGUCCAGUUGGAAAUUUCUUGUGAUUGAAAAAUGUUGUUUCAUUAAUAUUUUGUUGCCUUUUAAAAGGCGUUGCUUUCCUCUUAAAAACUUAUCCUUCACAUAAAAAUUUGGUCCAUUUUAUUGCAACCACCAUGUCCAAUAUGAACAAUCAAAACAGCCUGAAAGAAUACUAUAUCUUUAAACAUCUUUGAACCAUCGACCAACAACACGUACAGUGUAGAUUGGCAUGCAGUGGAUGGGAUGCGUAGAACAGAUCUUUGAUUGUGACGUCACAAAAUAAAAGAGAUGAUAUUGCACAUGCCUCAAAUCUGAGGUCCAUUAGUAAAAAUCGACAAGUACAGAUCUGUUUAUGUCUUGUUCAAUACACAAUUUUCAAUAAUCUCGUUUCAUUGACACCAAGGCAGCUUUUACUUAUAGGGACACUAGCUUAAUAGCGGAGCUCUCGCGCGCGAAGCGCGCAGCGGAGCACCAUGGGUAAGAAAAUGUGGUAAACUACCCAUCCAAGAAAAUUUGGUAAUCACGUGACCGUACACCAAGCGAGCGAGCGACCAUCCGUCCGCACCACAGGCAUACCAAUGUAAAAUAACUCAAUCAACAGGUAUGGCAACCCAAAUGCGACUCAAGGUUUUAUUUAGAAGAAAAAACAACAACAAAGUCGUGUCUUUUUCGGCGUUAUUUUUUAUGUUUACAUUAACGUGGACAACAGAGAAAGAGCUAGAGCGAGUUAUUGAAAACAAAGGAGACGAAUUUCUUAGGAAGAAAAACAUGGAAAUUCAAAGCGGCGGUGAGAAAAUGAGAAAUGCUAGCGACCAGCAAGGUGAAAAUGAGCGGUGAUGAAAAUUAAAAGCGAACAUGAACACAGGAGACAAAAUAUUGGGUAAGCACAUACAACAAUUCCUCUAAGAAAACAAUGUGUAACUAGGAAGUUUGACAUUUUAGCCGUACACAACAGCGUUGUAGUGGUGCAAAACAACAACAAGGGAAAGACAAAAAAGCGUGCUGCACGUGCAAAUUUUUUUUUUGCUAAUUAGAAGAAAAAGUGUGCUGCACGUGCAAUUUGGUUUUUUUGCUAAUUACAUCUAUUAGUCUUGAAGCCAUAUUCAUUGUCGUAAGCGUUUAGCAUUACACGAUUUAAUUUUUUUUUGUUUACACGUAUUAUUAACCAGAGCUUCGCUUUUAGCCCUGGCUAAAUCUAUAUAUUACUAAUUAUCCAUAGUUAUUAUGGAUACAUUAACUUGCCGUGGUAUUUUUAUUCUUGAAGAAGAAGUAGUGUGAUGUAACCAUUUUUAUUAUAUAGACAUGAGUGUUUUACUGGAAAAUAUACCACUCGUAAAAUUCAUAAAAACUACAUGCGGGACUCAAGUGGUUUAUUUUCCAUAAUCUCACACGUGAGUUUAUCGAUGACGUAAUCUCGGUAAUUUCCCUCUAUUAUUUUAUUAAUGUCUUUUUGUCCAUAUAAUAAAAAGAACAUUACACGGCAGCUUGAAGAUAUGAUUUUUAUUUUCUCGUGGCAGAAACAAUAUGUUAUUCACUCUGACUCGCUACGCUCGUUUGUAAAAUAUUGUUUUACCACUUGAAAAUAAAAUUCAUAUCUUCGCGCCACUGUGUAAUAUCCUCUAUAAAUUAUAGCUUGUUCAUUGAUACUCCUCCAUGGAACUCAACUUUUGUUUGUUUGCAUAAUUUUCAGGUUUAUGGUGACAAGUUUCUACACUAAAUAUGAUGGAAUUCAUUUUGUUUUCAAUGCACUGUCACUUCUUGGACUCUCUUUGGUACCCAAGUUUCCACAGAUGUACAAAGUUAGACUCUUUGGCCUAAACAAAUACUAA
Messenger RNA from Porites lobata, 5928 nucleotides. Lineage: Eukaryota; Metazoa; Cnidaria; Anthozoa; Scleractinia; Poritidae. The record is from the annotation of a GenBank genome assembly.